Messenger RNA from Homo sapiens (human), 1929 nucleotides. It is a transcript of the gene MFAP4, whose product is annotated as microfibril associated protein 4. The transcript is spliced from 6 exons. Gene Ontology annotation, cellular component: extracellular matrix. The record is from RefSeq and is marked reviewed. The coding region runs from base 73 to 912 and encodes 279 amino acids. NCBI's taxonomy places the organism in Eukaryota, Metazoa, Chordata, Mammalia, Primates, Hominidae.
GCAGACACCCAGCCACUCUGAGCAGAACUGACAGCAUGAAGGUACGGGGCCCAGGGUCGGGGGACUCAUAGCAUGGGGGAACUGAGCCCACUCCAGAGGCCCCUGGCCACAGAGGGCACUAUGAAGGCACAAGGAGUUCUCUUGAAACUCGCACUCCUGGCCCUGCCGCUGCUGCUGCUUCUCUCCACGCCCCCGUGUGCCCCCCAGGUCUCCGGGAUCCGAGGAGAUGCUCUGGAGAGGUUUUGCCUUCAGCAACCCCUGGACUGUGACGACAUCUAUGCCCAGGGCUACCAGUCAGACGGCGUGUACCUCAUCUACCCCUCGGGCCCCAGUGUGCCUGUGCCCGUCUUCUGUGACAUGACCACCGAGGGCGGGAAGUGGACGGUUUUCCAGAAGAGAUUCAAUGGCUCAGUAAGUUUCUUCCGCGGCUGGAAUGACUACAAGCUGGGCUUCGGCCGUGCUGAUGGAGAGUACUGGCUGGGGCUGCAGAACAUGCACCUCCUGACACUGAAGCAGAAGUAUGAGCUGCGAGUGGACUUGGAGGACUUUGAGAACAACACGGCCUAUGCCAAGUACGCUGACUUCUCCAUCUCCCCGAACGCGGUCAGCGCAGAGGAGGAUGGCUACACCCUCUUUGUGGCAGGCUUUGAGGAUGGCGGGGCAGGUGACUCCCUGUCCUACCACAGUGGCCAGAAGUUCUCUACCUUCGACCGGGACCAGGACCUCUUUGUGCAGAACUGCGCAGCUCUCUCCUCAGGAGCCUUCUGGUUCCGCAGCUGCCACUUUGCCAACCUCAAUGGCUUCUACCUAGGUGGCUCCCACCUCUCUUAUGCCAAUGGCAUCAACUGGGCCCAGUGGAAGGGCUUCUACUACUCCCUCAAACGCACUGAGAUGAAAAUCCGCCGGGCCUGAAGGGCUGGCCCCCUCAGGCACCUUUCCUCCCCUGGACACCCAUGGUCUCCAUGAGUGCUCCCUCUGCUGCCCCUGAUGCAUGCUUCUGCUGAUUCCCGAGCACCAACUCCUUACAAGGGGGCCUUGUGGCUCUCAGCCAUGCCACAUCCCUGUCACACACCCAGGGCAUCCAUUCCUAAGCCAGACCCGGCUCCCCUACACCUGAAGUUACACUGCCAGCAGUUCCCCAGGCCUCUUCCGAGAGGCACAUGGUUCUAGCCUGGACCUGGCUGGGCUCCAUGAGAAUGAGUUGCCUCCAACCUGUCCCAACAGCUGACAGCCAGGAGCCACUCUCCCAGCUGCAGGCCUUUGUGGUCCAUCUUGUCCUGCUUCCUCACUGUGGACCCCUGUCUGGGCCACCCUAGUGUGCUAAGCUGAGCAGUGCAGUGUGAACAGGGCCCAUGGUGUAUUCUAGGCCACAGCCCAGCACUCCUCUGGGCUGCUCUCAAACCAUGUCCCAUCUUCAGCAUCCCUCCCACCAACUUACUCCCCUGUGGUGAGUACCGUGGAACCCCAGCCCACCUCACUAUCAUACUCAGCUUCCCCUGAUGGCCCAUCCCAGCCCCUGAAGCUCUAUGCCAAGAACACAGCUACCGCACACCACCCUGAAACAGCCACAGCCAAGGUAGGCAUGCAUAUGAGGUCUUCCCCAUACCCUCUGGGUGUUGAGAGGUUUAGCCACAUGAGGGAGCAGAGGACAAUCUCUGCAGGGCUGGGAGUGGGUAGGGACUGAAGGUCUCAAUAAACCUUCAGAACCUGAAUGAACUGGCUUCAUACACACAAACAUAUUUGUUUAUCCCCCAAAUGUAGGCACCUGGCUCCUCCUUGCUCCCCUGCUGAUGGUGUCCUACCCCGAACUCCAAAAAUUACACCUGGAGUCAGGUGCAGAAGGGAACCUUGUAUUUCACAGGCCUCAUUUUGAUGGCAAAAAGACAGUGUAAUAAUAACAUAAUAAUAAUAAAAAUAUAAUACUGAAAA